This is a messenger RNA of Salvelinus sp. IW2-2015, 1632 nucleotides long. Its product is annotated as vascular endothelial growth factor A-A. Lineage: Eukaryota; Metazoa; Chordata; Actinopteri; Salmoniformes; Salmonidae. Gene Ontology annotation, biological process: positive regulation of endothelial cell proliferation; positive regulation of protein phosphorylation; vascular endothelial growth factor signaling pathway. Gene Ontology annotation, cellular component: membrane. Gene Ontology annotation, molecular function: growth factor activity; heparin binding; chemoattractant activity. The record is from RefSeq and is a predicted model, not a curated record.
AUAGAACAGUAAACGCGCUACACGAGCGAGAAACGGAGGUGUAUGACAAGAUCUCCCUAUUCUGCGCCUGGACGUCCUAACCUUGAAGAGAAACAAAGUCAUAGUAAAAUACAUUUUAAAAAUCAAGACAAGGAAAGGGAGACCGUUUCAAGGAGGAUUGCUAACGGAUCACUUUGCACCGGCAAACGCUCACACUACUCUGAUCAAUUUGUAAUAACUCAACCGCCGCUUUCACACGGUGAAGGCAAUGCGUAAAGUUGCAUUCAGAAGUUGGUGAAAGUUGUCAUCCUGGUGAGCAGAUAAUAGGACGGAGAUGUUCAGUCCAUUAUGGGGUUUCUAGUGUGGAUGUAGAAUAGAAAUCUUGGAAGAGUCUCCGGAUGACCGACGCAUUUUGGAUGUUACCUUUCUUUGGGGCUAUUCUCUGAGAUUCCUUAGAGGCGGUUGCAAUACAAAAAAAUUAAAAAGGAUUCCUCUCAGGUGGCACAUCUGCCAUGUUUGGAUGGAUUAGAUUUUUACUAUAACCAAGGUUAUCAAGAAAUUGUUGAAUUUUUUCCCCUGUUUUUUCUUUAUUAUUGUGUCUGAUCCAAACGACAGCUGAAAUUUUAGUACAACUGUCCAACUCACCUUCGGAAUUACAAUCAUGAACAUUGGCAGUUUUGUACAAUUAUUAUUUGCAGCGCUGCUUCAGCUUCAUUUGUAUGCAGUUAAGACAGCCCACAUACCCAAGAACGGGGAGAAGAGUAAAAAUGAUGUGGUCCCGUUCAUGGACGUGUAUAACAAGAGCAUGUGUCGGACACGGGAGAUGCUGGUGGACAUCUUCCAGGAGUAUCCAGAUGAGAUUGAGCACACCUACAUCCCCUCGUGCGUGGUGCUCAUGCGCUGCGCCGGAUGCUGCAACGACGAGGCGCUCGAGUGUGUCCCCACGGAAACAAAAAAUGUUACCAUGGAGGUAAUACAAGUGAAACAGAGAGUAUCGCAGCAUAAUUUUCAGUUAAGUUUCACAGAACAUCGAAAGUGUGAAUGCAGACCAAAGCCAGAAGUUAAGGCAAAGAAAGAAAACCACUGUGAGCCUUGCUCAGAGAGAAGAAAGCGCUUGUUUGUGCAGGACCCUCUCACCUGUAAAUGUUCCUGCAAAUUCACACAAUUAGACUGCAAGUCCAGACAACUUCAGUUAAACGAAAGAACUUGCAGAUGUGACAAACCAAGGAGAUGAGAUGAGGAGAGGGAGAGGGGGACAAUGAAAAUGAAGGAAUAUUUUCUUGGCACAGCACUUUGAAACCUGAGGACGCAUUCCCUGGAUGGACAGAAAAUGAUGCAAGAAAUAACGAGCAAGAGUGAACGAUGGAGAGAGACUGAGAUAACAACAUGCCGUUGUAUAUUUCUAAGAUAUAUAUAUUCUAAAAGGACAAUGACAAUGUGUAUUGCUGCUAUAAAAAAUGAGACAUUAUAAAGUGAACGAAUGCGCCACUGUCUGGCGUGUGAAUGGGACAAAUGUUUAGUUUCCAGGGUGUUUGGGCCUUCGCGUGGAUAGGACUGAGAGUUUUUGUCAGAAUACAUUUUAUUUUAUUUUAUGUAACACUUCACUGGAUGUUGGUCUGCUGUGGAUAUGAGUAUCUUAAAUAUAUCUAUAUA